Molecule: messenger RNA, 2456 nt
Organism: Daktulosphaira vitifoliae (grape phylloxera)
Lineage: Eukaryota; Metazoa; Arthropoda; Insecta; Hemiptera; Phylloxeridae
Exons: 7
Coding region: 164-913 (249 amino acids)
Source: RefSeq, a predicted model, not a curated record
AAUAAUAAUUAAUAAAAGGACGCAGUAUUUCCGAAACAUUUUCAAAAGUAAAGUUGAACAAGUUCUACUUUUUAUACGUAUGUUUCAAGUUUUAAACUCCUCCUAUAUAAGGGAAAAUUGUCCAAUUUAAAUAAAAGGCAUAAAAGUUCCUCAUAAAUGUUUAAUGAGAAAUGGAAAAAUAAACAUUCAAUACAAAAUAAUUGAAUCUCCACUUUAUUACAAUCCAGUUGAUACAGAUUGGAAAAGAGAAAAAUGUAACAGUCUAGGAUUUACAUACAAAGAACCCAAUACGAAACUUAAGUUUACUUCUUAUAUGAUACCAGUUGAACAUUACUAUGAUAAAGUUGCCAUAUCUAUAAUCUUUUCUGAAUUAAUAUGCGGAGAUCGAAAAAAAAGCAAGCAAUUUGGACGAAAUAUAGUAAAAAAUCUAAUAUCAAAUGAACAUAUUGAAAAACUUUUUGAAACUAAAGAGAUGUUUGAGGAGUACAUAGCCAUUUCUACUAUGUUUACAGUUGCAACUCAACCAAUUUAUAGUGAUCCAUAUGAAGAUUGUCCAAUUUGUUAUGAAAGCAAAAGCAUACCUUGUAUUCUUGAUAGUUGUAAACAUCAACUCUGUGAUAAUUGUGUUGAUAAAUUAGUAAUUAGUGGAAAAUUUAUUUGUCCGAUUUGUAGAGCAGAAUAUAACACAUUUUUCGAGAAUGGAGAAGAUGUAAGGAGUUUUUGGGGACCUUUAGAAAUACUUGCUACUUCAUAUUAUUUAAAUGUUUGUAUAUAUGUUUAUUAUGAUAAACUUAGUGUUUGGAUUCUUUACCAUAAUUCAUUAAAUACGGCUGAUGUGAAAAAUGAAAAAUGUAUAUAUUUAUAUAAAAAAAAAAAUCAUAUGAAUGUAGUAACUAAUCUUACACCACCUUAAGUUUUGUUAAAAAGUUUUAUAAGUUAAUAUAAAAGAUACUUGGAAAUGUAUUUUAAAUAUUCGAUGUGCAUAAUUAAGGUAUAAGUGUUUAAAAUACGUAUAAGAGUAUAUAAUGUUAAAUUAAUUUCUAUCAAUUACAAAUAUUUCUUUGACUAUUUAAAGUUUAAUGUUAUAUAUUUUUUUGUCUAUUUACAAAACGUAAUGUUUCUCAUUUAUUCAAUAUGAAUUUUUUGCUCUAUUCAUAUUAUUUUCAUAAUUUAAAUACUUGUAUUAAAAUAGCAUUUUUAUUGUCUAUAUAACAACUUGAGAUUACGGUGUAAUCUAAGUAGUUCUAAAUAGGAAGAUGCAAUGGCAGCAUGAACAGGACUUGAAUUUAAUGGAAGAUUCAUGGCUUUUAUUAUAUUUUAUGAGUUUUUAGUAGAAGACAAAUAAUCGGAUUUUCCUAAAAAAUUUUAAUUUAGACCCGUUUAUAGCAAAAUUGUUAAGUAUUUUAUUUUUGGAAAUUUUUAUUGUUUUUUAUAUUCGUGAACAUUAAAUAAUACUAAUACCAUUACAAUUAUUAAAAUUUUCAAAAGACAAAAAUAGACAUAAAAUUAUUAAGUCCUUCCAAAGCUGUUAGUUAUUUGGAUAUUUAUAGAAAUUAAAUUAUAGUGAAAUACAAUUAAUAAUACGUGAUUUUAGGACUUUGGUUUUAACUUAAAAAGAAUUUUUUUCAGUAUCAUGGAUUACUUGGAAUUACAGCUGGAUAUAUACAAAUAAAUAAUCAAUAUUGUUUCUAUGUGCUACUAUUUACCAGUAAAUAGUUAAAUACACUGUGAUAUGGACUCUAUUUUUGAUAUUUGCUUAGCAAUUGCAUAAAAUUGUGUUUUAAAUCUUGCCAAAUGAUAAUAUAAAAAUAUUUCUUUCUUUUUAAGAUGAAAAAUGAUGAGAAAAUCACAAAAUUGAUUAAAAUGUUUUUUCUAUCAUAUUAUCAAGUUAAAAAUGGUGAUUUCCAUCUAAGAAAAAUAAAUGUUUUUAUAUUCUGAAGAGACAAUAAAAUUGAAACCGCGAGCGUUGUAAUAAAGGGAGAUUCUGAUGUCACAAUUCUACUCAUCAGUAGUCCGCAGCUACUGACGUCGAACUAACUAAGAGCAGUUGUGUUUGAGUGGCCGUUAUAUAUAGUUUUCGAUACUAUCACUUUUGUCUUAUUUAUAUUGUAAAUAAUUUAACUUAUUUUAUUCAACGACUCGUCUAUCGCCAAUGACGAAGCAAAGUAAACUGGUACUGUGAGCCAAACACAAACUGUUUUGAUUAGCGGAAUUUGUGUUUAGCGUUGAUAAUUGUAACAUUGUUCCCAAAAUACAUAUUCGCGAUUGUUUAGUAAUUUUUUUGUGUUUUUUUGAGUUAAAAAUUUGUUAUAUUUUUUAGUUUUAAAUUAAUAAUGUUUUUAAUAUAGUUUUCAUUUUACGUUACUUAAAAAUCUGUAUAAUAAGUAGAUUUUAUCCCUUAAUUAGCUAGUUAUUUUGUAUUUUAAAUAAGAGAAUCUUGUUUUGGUGAUCUUAUA